Molecule: messenger RNA, 789 nt
Organism: Suillus discolor
Lineage: Eukaryota; Fungi; Basidiomycota; Agaricomycetes; Boletales; Suillaceae
Exons: 1
Coding region: 85-789 (234 amino acids)
Source: RefSeq, a predicted model, not a curated record
CCACCGAAGGCUAUCGUCACAUCCGCUAUUUUCCGCCAUCCCUGCGCGUCUAUUGUUAUCAUCAUACCUAAUUGCUACAUAGUAAUGCCUUAUUUCACUGGCGUGCACGAUGCCUCGGACCUUCUAGUGGACGCGAGACACGAACCAUACACAGAUAUUCCUCUAUCUUCAGAAGAGCCAGAUGUUUUGAUCUCUCCGCCACGCUCUCCUAGUAGACUUGACUUCUUUCAUGAAGAAGGCGGCGCUGUUGGUUGCUCUGAAUCAGAUGUAGACGCAGAACUGCCGCUUUCGAGGGUCAAGUGGGCACGCAACCUCUUCCGUAGCGGCCCAGCACUCGCGAAAUUCAGGGAGGAGGAGGACAGCGACGACGAGCCUCUCAUUGGUCUACCAAUCCUCCACGUGAAUGACCACAGCACCAAUUCCCAGACAAACUUCGAAGACGAGCUCCAAUGCGUCCCAUUCCCACCUUCACUUCAGACAGUCACCAUGGAGCCAUUGGCACCAGAACCUGUUCGCCAUGCGACACUUCCACAAGAAACAAAGGUGCAAACUCCAACUCCUGUGUCACGUCCCCACUCGCAGCGUCUGAACUACCCUCACUGCGGAUUUUCACGAAGUGCCUUGUUGCAUCAAAAGUCUUUCUGGACAGCGCGCUAUGACGAAUGGUUGGAAUGGCAGGCCAAAGAAGUGAAAUGGCGAAUAGACCACACUAUAUGCGCACAAGACCCUGGAGGCGCAUAUACUGCCAUCACGCUCAUGGAUAGUCACUUAUUCUGGACUGAGGUCUAA